This is a messenger RNA of Fusarium musae, 2130 nucleotides long. RefSeq lists its product as uncharacterized. The coding region runs from base 1 to 2130 and encodes 709 amino acids. Gene Ontology annotation, molecular function: DNA binding; zinc ion binding. Gene Ontology annotation, biological process: DNA-templated transcription. The record is from RefSeq and is a predicted model, not a curated record. The transcript has a single exon. NCBI's taxonomy places the organism in Eukaryota, Fungi, Ascomycota, Sordariomycetes, Hypocreales, Nectriaceae.
AUGCUGCGAAGCCUGAGUGUGGGAAUUGUGUCAGUCAGAAACGUGAAUGUAUCUAUCGGAGAGAAACUCCACGAAAACGGUACGUCAUGCUGCUUCGAAUUGCGUUCUCUAAUAAAUGACAGGCCUACGUUCUCUCAGAUUGGUAAACUGCAACGAGAUCUGGCAACUCUUAAAGUGUUCCUGUUGACUCUCAAGAGAAGCAGUCCCGAGGAUCGAGAGAAACUACUCAACGAAGCUGUUGAUGAAGAUGGGGCUGUUAAUUUGCUAGACUCUACUGCUGACCCUGCUGAAGAACCUUCAUCACGAAAGGACACAAGUCAACCUAUUGAUAGAGGUUCCACUACGCCAAUAAUAUCAUCAGAUGACGAGUUAAAUAUUGCCAACUUUAUAUCGGUCGAUGAUGCCGGCACAACAAACAGCUUCGGUCCAUCGUCUGCGCUUCACAAUCCUGCAAGGAACGACAAGGGAACACCAUCAUCCCGCCAAUCUACAACAACAGAGCAUGCCAAGAAUGAACUAAUAGCCAAUGCCGCUCUACAGCGGCAUCUUGAGCACCGUUUUACCAGACAUGCCACAAUUGCUGGGGAGCCCACCGAACUUGCGCUCCAUCUGCUGAACUUGCACUGGGCUCGUCAACAUCACACUUUUCUGCUGACAUAUCGACCGGCUGUUAUGCGAGACUUGGAAUGUUCUGGCCCGUACUGCUCUGCUUUCAUGCUAAAUGCUAUAUUCGCAUGCUGUAGCAAGUUCUCUCCACGACCUGACGUCAGGGACGACCCAAAUGAUGUAUCGAGUGCUGGCCGCCGUUUCUUUAAGCGCUGUGAUGAGCUUCUGAGCAGUGGCUCUCUUCUCACAAGACCACAUAUCUCCACAAUCGUUGGACUUGUUCUUCUGGGUUCGACGUAUAACGCUCGCGGAGAGACUUCAAAAGGCUGGCUAUAUACAGGAUACGCUCUACGGAUGGUUUAUGAUCUCGGCCUUCAUCUCGAUCCCAAGCAGACUACGGAAGAUCCCGAAGAGAUUGAGAUCCGACGACGGGUCUUCUGGGGCGCUUUUGUUUGCGAUAAGCUUCAGAGUCUCUAUAUGGGUCGUCCAGUGGCUAUCAAUCUCCGUGACUCGCAAGUAUCUCGCGAGUUCCUUGACUUGUACGAGGAAAUGGAGCCAUUUUAUCCUUCAGCCUUGGCUGCAGGUUCAUCCUCCAGACUUGAUGAAAACAUGGGCGACGCAAUCCCAAGACACUCCGUUUCGACUUUCCAGCAGCUAUGCCUCCUCUCCAAGAUAAUGACGACUAUCAUCAAUCGCUUCUAUGUGGUUGGCGCCACGUUCUCAAAUGCUCAGAUCGAUUUACAAAAGAUUGAGCAGGCUUUGCAGCAGUGGCGAGACAAGUUACCGUCGGAGCUAGAUUUCCAACCAUGGUUGUCCACGGGCACCGCGGUACAAACACCUAACAUUAUGGUUCUUCAUAACGUCUAUCACUCUCUCAUCAUUCUUGUCCAUCGGCCAUUUAUCUCAGAUGAUCAUCUCCGAUCCACUGCCACGUCAGGACGUUCAUGGGAGCAAUGCACUGUUGCGGCCAGAUGCAUCACCCGUAUAGCCUCAGUCUACAAGUCAACCUAUGGGCUUAAUGGGGCUCCUUACAUUCUCGCAUACACGGUAUAUGUGGCGUGCACAAUCCACGUCCGUAAUGCAGCUUCUCAAAGCCAGACGCGUGACCAUUUAACCUUGCUCAAGUCUAGUCUAGAGUGUCUGGAUGAACUAUGCACGGCGAAUCCGGGUGUUGCGAAGCCUGCAAAGAGUAUCAGGCGUUUAAUUGAGGCUAAUCGGCUGAGUUUGAUGACAGGUAUGUCCAAAGCCCUGCCUUGUGGUUACUUGUAUAACAUUAACCUCCAUGCAGAAGACUCGAACGCUCUUGAACAUGCCGAUGCGUCGUUUGACUUGGAUACUAUUCAGAGCACGUUUUCGGUUGCUGACUGGUCCAACGCUGGUUCCGAUAUGUUCCACAUGGGAGACUUUGAGUACGGUCUCCCAAUCGAUCCCUUGUUCGGCUGGAUUAAUGUCUCAACUCCAUCCCUGGAUGAAGUGUCGUCAGCUGUCAGCAAUAAUCAGUCACUCUAUCAAUCAUGGCGGUAG